Messenger RNA from Peronospora belbahrii, 918 nucleotides. NCBI's taxonomy places the organism in Eukaryota, Oomycota, Peronosporomycetes, Peronosporales, Peronosporaceae. The record is from the annotation of a GenBank genome assembly.
AUGCCAAAUCCACUGCUAAUGUCUAUGCUUGACGCCGUGCGUUUUGUAUCAGGCUUCUCUGCGAAUUUUUCUACUGUCGACAAGUACAAUUGGAGUUACAUUGAGAGACGAGGAAAAGAUAAACACAGCACGGAUGUUGUUGUAUUUUUGCAUGGCUUUAGUUCCAUGAAAGAGUCGUGGGUACGAGUUGCUCGAGGAAUUGAUAAGAGACAUCAGAUUAUAAUUCCAGAUCUACCUGGUCAUGGUCGUACAACUCCUAUCGAUGCAGUGAUGAAUUAUUCCAUGUUUACUCAAGCUCAAAGACUGGAUGAAUUCUUCAAACAGGAGAUACCCCAUGAUAAGAAAAUUCACCUCGUUGGUUGUUCCAUGGGAGGAAUGUUGGCAGGUAUGUACGCGGGAUUAUAUCCUCAUCGAGUCAAGUCAUUGACAAUGAUUUGUCCGGCUGGCAUUGGCAUGCCACAAAAGAGCGACCUACUGAUUAUGUUGGAGGAAUCAGGACGCAAUCUUUUGCUCGCACAUACGGCAGAAGAUGUCCAGGAAAUGAACCGAGCGAUUAGUUUCAAGCACACGAAACUACCGUCUGCACUUGCAUCAAUUAUUGCGUCAGAACGUAAGAAACAAUUGCCCGUAUUGGAAAAGAUCAUUACUGAUGCCUUACAGAAUCCCAUUGCACUGGAAGAACUACUGCCCAAUAUUCGUGCCAAGACGUUAGUAAUGUGGGGAAAGCAUGAUCGUGUACUGGAUGCAUCGUCAGCAAAGGUGCUGGAGGAAAAGAUGCAUCCAGAUGCCCAAUGCCAAGUGAUUCUAUACGACGACUGCGGUCACAUUGUACAACAUGAAAAAUAUGUUGAGUGCACUGCCGCAAUCAACAAGUUUUUGGCUGAUCAAGACAAGUCGGACUUGGCAACAAUUGCAUAA